AUACCUAGCUCAAUGUUUUUUUUAAAACAGAUCACUAUGGUUCCCUUAAAAAUUAGCCAGAGAAAUUUAAACUCAUGACAAAACCUCGAAGAAGUCCCCAUUUUAACAGCUUAUUGCGGCUUAUGAGCAAGACACAGGUGUCUAUCGACAUACAAUCAGCCUUACGACUACUCCCAGGACAUUGAAAACUCCAAAUGAAAUAAGUCCUUGUCCACUGUAGUAAAAAGGUUCUGAGAUUGUCCUUCGAUGAACAUAAAUCUUCACAUGUGGCACUCGGUGGACUUCAGACCCCGCUAUACAGUCGACAGAUGAUGGUGGAAAUAUUAAUCAGAACUCGUUAUUUACCCCUUGAGCCUCAGGGACAUAAAUAAGGAAGGCAUUCUAGUAAGCCAGAGCUUGUUGAGAAGGAGUAUGCAGUCUAUGUUUAGAAUUCUUAUAAAAGGUAUGGGUGUAAUGAACAGAGAAGGUUAUCAAGAGAAGGAAGAAGAUAAAGUAAAUCUUUUGGACGAAUGUGAACAGUAUGAUAUCAGAGAUCAACAGGAGGAGAACACUUCAUGUGAUGAAGGUACUUUUGCCUCGACAUUUGAGACAUUUUGGAACAUCUGCAACACAAUUCAAGGUUUACCAAUCUUGGUCAUACCUUACGCCGUGAAAAAUGGUGGCUACUUAGCCAUACUUACUCUUUUGCUAGUCGCUGCUGCCUCUAAUUAUACUGGGAAAAUCAUUGUUCGGUGCCUCUAUGAAACCGAUCCAAAGAGCGGUAAACGAAAAAGGGUCCGCGGUUCCUAUGCAGAUGUCGGCAAUGCUUUCCUGCCAAACAUAGGAGGUCAUCUCGUCCUUGCUACUCAGUUUAUAGAGUUGCUUUUUGUUACAGCAGUUUAUCCUCUUUUGGUCGGUAAAUUAAUUGCAAGAUCGUUUCCCCAUGUUGCUUUUCCUUGCUGGCUCUGCACACUCAUUGGCGGUAUACUUUUUGUUCCAAAUGUUUUUCUUAAAAACCUUUCUCAGGUGGCAUGGACAAGCAUCUUAACGGUACUUUCCGCUAAAGUUAUUUUUGUCACCGUUGUUACGUACAGCUUAUUGCAUGUACAAAAAUGGGAAAUAAGCUCCUUGGAAAAUUUCGACGCCAGUACAUAUCCAUCAGCUUUAGGAGUCCUUGUAGCAAGUUAUCUGUCGCAGCCAUUUGUAUCACUAAUCGAAGGUAGCAUGCGCCACAAGGAAAAGUUCAACUCAGUGAUUAAUUUGUCUUAUGUAGCGAUGACAUUACUUAAUGUCACCAUUGGAGUAGUCGCUUACAUUUCAUUUGAAGUCGAUACGGCUGAAGUUAUAACAAAUAGCUUGCCAGAGGGUUCAUUCCGAGCAGCAGUGAAUGUGAUGGCAGCAGUACUGUCCUUCACGUCUUACACACUGCCAAUGUUCACCAUAUUUGAGAUCAUUGAGAACUCCUCUCUGUUUUUCUUUCCAGGAAGCUAUGGUAAAUCAAUCUUCACUCCGUCUGUAAUUACAUUUCGUUUGUUAAUGGUAUCUAUCAGUGUAAUUUUUGCUGCUGCUUUCCCUUCCUACACUUAUAUAUUGGCCCUUGUGGGAAGUAUCGCUGGUAUUAGCUUGGAGUUCAUAUUUCCUCCCUUGUUUCAUAUGAAGAUGUACUUCCAGGACAUGACAUGGUGUAACAUUGUGGUUGAUAGUGUUGUGGUAGUGGUUGGUGUUAUUGUGAUGGUCACGGGAACUAUAUCCUCUCUUCUCUCCUUGAUUGAAGUUUACAGUCGACCAGGUAAUGGUGUAUGUGCUUGAAGAGGCAGCUGACAGAUUGUAAAAGUUCUCACGGUGUUGUUAUUGCUGGCUUUAAGUCAAGAAAAAUGGCACAGAGAGACAAAAGGGCAUAGCAAGGUUGCGUCCUUUGAUAACUUUCCAGCUGUUUUUCAGAUAUUCGUUCCUUAGUGUAUUCAUUAGGGGCAAAAAUAAAUGGAAUUCUCGGUGAAACAUAGCUUACAACAAUAAAUGUAGGUUUGUUCAAUUUUUUUUCCCCUCUUCAUGUUUAAAAUCUUCUCUGUUCCUCGCCAAUUCUGCGUUAACCAAGCCAGUCAAAUCAGUCCUUUUCGGUUUCUUAGUUUUAAAAACCUUUAUUGACAUAUUUUGGAAUAAAUUUCCCUGUGCAACGGGCCUAAACGAGCCUAAAUUAAGGUAUAAAAUUUAGAGGGCUGCUUUCACUGCAAAUGCUUUGUUCAACUUUGUAUCUAUUGGUGGCAAUUUAUAAGCGUAACCAUUUAUUUUCAAAUUAGCAUUUAUUCAUGUAAGAUGUUAUUCCAGAUACCAUUGCAUAAUUCAGCUUAAAUAAAGUAAUAGUGCAUUG
Pocillopora damicornis (cauliflower coral) is the source of this 2347-nucleotide messenger RNA. RefSeq names its product vesicular inhibitory amino acid transporter. Gene Ontology annotation, biological process: amino acid transmembrane transport. The record is from RefSeq and is a predicted model, not a curated record. Lineage: Eukaryota; Metazoa; Cnidaria; Anthozoa; Scleractinia; Pocilloporidae. Gene Ontology annotation, cellular component: vacuolar membrane. Gene Ontology annotation, molecular function: L-amino acid transmembrane transporter activity.